Messenger RNA from Ruditapes philippinarum (Manila clam), 1782 nucleotides. Its product is annotated as denticleless protein homolog. Gene Ontology annotation, biological process: proteasome-mediated ubiquitin-dependent protein catabolic process. Gene Ontology annotation, cellular component: nucleus. The record is from RefSeq and is a predicted model, not a curated record. Lineage: Eukaryota; Metazoa; Mollusca; Bivalvia; Venerida; Veneridae. Gene Ontology annotation, molecular function: protein-macromolecule adaptor activity; protein binding.
ACAGUACAUCGGGAAAAAAUUGCGGGAAGCACGAACUCAAUAAAAUGUUUUUUAAAUUUAUCAAGGACUCAAUUUACGGAAUAAACCAACCAAGCAAAAAAUUUAUCAAUUUUCCUGUAUCUUCAAAUUUAUUGGAAAAUUUAAGAUGUCAUAGUUCAGAUGAAUAUCCGGUUUUAAGUUCAGAGGAUGAGUCACCUAUACCUCCAUUAGCCUGCAGUUUCAGUAAAGGUAAAAACACGGAACAUGUUCUAGCAUUGGUUGAUGAAUGUGGUAGUGUGGUACUAUACAACACCAACCUAGCUGGUGAACAAGCAUACAUCACAGAUUGGAUAGCACACAGUAAUGCUGUAUUUGAUGUAGAAUGGAUGAGAGAAGAACAGAAACUUCUCACCGCAUCAGGAGAUCAGACUAUAUGUCUGUGGGAUGUACCAAACAAGAAAAAACUGCUCACGUUUAAAGGUCACAGCAGCUCUGUGCGGUCCGUAAAGUACCGACCACAAGAUGAUGCCGUGUUUGCCUCCGGUAGUAGAGAUGGCCAUGUUAGAUUAUGGGAUACUAGAUGUAAUGUUAAAGGUGACAAAGUUAGUUGCAUAGGAGUGAUAAAAAAUGCUCAUAGUGUAUUACAACAAACUUCCAGUAAGAGGAAGAAAUCUCGUCUUGGUCCCAUGACAUCACAGGAUUGUCAGCAGUCAGUGACCUGUGUUGUCUUCCAGAAUGAUAAUAUGUUGACCACAUCAGGAGCUGUCGAUGGAUGUGUGAAGGUUUGGGAUAUUAGGAAAAUAAAACCGGAUAGUGCCUCAGCUGUGUAUAAUUUUCCAUACACCGGGAGCUCGAAAAGAACACACGGGUUUUCCAGUCUAACAUUUGACUCGUAUUUUACGAAGUUGUAUGCUAACUGUACAGAUGAUGUCAUCUACUGUUAUGAUUUUAUCUCAUAUAAACCUGAACCAGUGUGUACAUAUAAGGGGCACAGGAAUACAUCAUUUUAUGUAAAGUCUGUAUUAAGUCCAGACAAUGAAUUUUUACUGAGUGGAUCUACAGAUGAACAGGCUUAUAUCUGGCAGGUAAAUAAACCAAAUGCCAGUCCUGUCAUAUUGAAAGGUCAUAGAAGUGAGAUAUCAGAUGUUGCUUGGUGUAAUACAGAUUUAUAUAGGCUGGUCACAACAUCAGAUGAUAACACUGUAAGAGUAUGGAGAUAUGAUUCUACGGCUGAUAUAAGGAAGAAGUUAGGAAGGACAGAUAUAUCAUGUGGUAUCACAGGCUCUGCUGAGAGAACACACAGAGAUAUAGGAACAUCAGUUGAUUCGGGUCCACAGACUCCCAAACGUUCCCCCAAGGCAGCCAUGAAGAGAUCUGCUACAUUACCAUUUGGACCUGUCAAAGCUGUUACCCCCAAACAAGCAAAGAUCAGUGUACAGGCAUCACCAUCUCCCUCCAUAAAGAUGUGGCUCAAACGAAGUGCUAGUGCUCCUGAUGCUCACACAUCUGAUUCCAUAAGAAACAAAAAUGUUCCUUCUACAUCUGGUAAUACUGGAACAGAAAAAUUGGCAGACAAUAAAACUUCUUCCAUUAGUGCUGUACCAACUGGGGCAGAAUCCUCUAGUGCUGCUAAGAAACCAAAAUUUUAUACAGUUGAUACUCAGAGAGACAAAAGACUAACUGAAAAUAGUGAAGUGAAAUGUGUUAAGGAAAAUAAAGAUAGUCAAAAAAAUGAGAAACAAAAUGUUCGGAAGUCAUGCAAAAGAAAACUGGUUGAUGAUGAUGAGAAUUCACCAGAAAAAC